Messenger RNA from Pisolithus orientalis, 1500 nucleotides. RefSeq names its product acyl-CoA dehydrogenase NM domain-like protein. Gene Ontology annotation, biological process: L-leucine catabolic process. The coding region runs from base 11 to 1270 and encodes 419 amino acids. Gene Ontology annotation, molecular function: flavin adenine dinucleotide binding; 3-methylbutanoyl-CoA dehydrogenase activity. The record is from RefSeq and is a predicted model, not a curated record. The transcript has 9 exons. Lineage: Eukaryota; Fungi; Basidiomycota; Agaricomycetes; Boletales; Pisolithaceae.
AACCAUUACCAUGUCCUGCGCAUUUUUGUUGAGAUCUACAGCAAGCCGUGCGCUUUGUCCACGCGUUUUCCUUGCAAAUUCAUAUUCUGGUAUCAGACAUGUAUCUACAUACAACACUGACAUAGCUGGGCUCACUGACGAACAAGCGGAGUUUAGGAACGUCGUGGAAGAGUUCGCUCAGCGUGAAAUUGCUCCAAGAGCGGCAGAGAUCGACCGCACAAACACGUUUCCAGUGGAUGUGUGGGGAAAACUUGGGGACAUGGGGCUUCUCGGAAUGACCGUUUCGUCCAAGUACGGUGGGCUUGACCUAGGUUACCUUCAUCACACACUAGCCAUGGAAGAACUCUCACGAGCGUCCGGAUCUGUCGCACUUUCGUAUGGUGCUCACUCUAACUUGUGUGUGAACCAGAUUCAUCGACAUGGAACUGAUUCCCAGAAGGAGAAGUACCUGCCAGAUCUUGUGGCCGGAAAGAAAAUAGGGAGUUUGGCGAUGAGCGAGCCUGGUAGCGGGAGUGACGUCGUCAGUAUGAAGCUGCGAGCUGAUAAGAUAGACGGUGGAUGGAAGCUGAAUGGUAACAAAUUUUGGAUCACAAAUGGCCCCACUGCAUCCACGUACGUGGUAUAUGCAAAGACGUCACCGGUGAAGGGAUCCAAAGGCAUCACUGCAUUCAUCGUCGAGAGGAGUUUUAAAGGCUUCUCGACUCACCAGAAACUGGACAAGUUUGGUAUGAGAGGGAGCGACACUUGUGAACUCGUAUUUGAGAAUUGUGAAGUUCCUGAUGAGAACGUCCUGGGUGAAGUAGAUAAGGGUGCCCGUGUGUUGAUGUCGGGACUGGAUCUUGAGCGCCUUGUGCUGAGCGGCGGCCCUCUUGGUCUGAUGCAAGCAGCGUUUGACUAUGCGGUAGAAUAUAUCCAUCAGAGAGAGCAGUUUGGUCAAGCUGUCGGCACUUUCCAAUUGAUGCAGGCCAAAGUUGCGGACAUGUACACGAAGAUUAAUGCGAGUAGGUCAUACGUUUAUGCUGUCGCUCGCGCAUGCGAUAGGGGCCAUAUUAGCCGCCGGGAUUGCGCAGGUGCUAUAUUGUACAGCACUGAGCGAGCUGUCGAGGUGGCAAUGGAGGGUAUGCAGUGUCUUGGUGGCAAUGGUUACAUCAACGACUACCCCAUGGGCAGAAUUCUGCGAGAUUCGCGUCUGUACACGGUUGGAGCUGGCACCCAGGAGAUACGGCGUAUGCUCAUCGGAAGGGAAUUCAACGAGCAAUACGAGUCAUAGGUCCCUGAGCUGGGAUGUGCGGUACUUUAUGGUUGAUCACCGUUUGCCAUCCACCGCAAUGGGAAUAAUGGUGUGGACUGAUUGGCCAAGCUGUAAUGUAUACAGGAUGGUGACCUCUCGUUAAGAUGUACGUACCUGCUGUCCCCUUUCUCGACAGUGCUUACGCUAGGUGAGAAUGGAUAUUGCUGUGAGGUAUUACGAGCGUGUGCUGGAUCUGAACACAAGUCGGG